GGUCACUGUACUCCUGGGAGGAGCCCUCCCCAGCGUCCCCAGAGCUGCCAAGGUAACUGAGCUGCUAGGCCAUGGCCUCUCUCGGGAGUGGAAACUGCAGUGGCAUCCCAUCACAGACUGGCGUCCCAUCGCAGACGGCCGCCCCGACGCCCUGGGUGACCAUCUUGCAGCCUUUUCCUUGGACUGUCCCAUCUCCUCUGCCGCAGCCUAGCCGCGUCAAGGAAGACCUGCUGGAGCUCAUGAUGCUGCAGAAUGCGCAAACGCAUCAGCUGCUGCUGAGUCGACUGGUGGCCGGAGCCCUGAGCGCAGCGCCAGAGUGGCCCCGCCCACAGGUCUGCACGGACAGCCCGCAGGAGCAGGCGGAGGGAGCGAUGGAGGCCGAGGCGCAAGAAGAAGAGCCUGUGGUGUUCCACCACCACUAUGUGCCUUGCCCUGUGACCUCCUUGGGCGCCAUGACACUCUGGCCAGCCUCAUUCUUCUCCGUUCCCCCACACCAGCCUCCCUGGCAGGGUACACCCAGGAUUCAGCACCAGCCCCCUGCCUCCAGGCAAAGGGAGGUGAGAGAUGUGCCCCCGCCCCCACCCCCCAGCGCCACAGGGACUGUUGGUGCAGAUGUACCCCCAGCUUCAGAUUACUACGAUGCUGAGAGCCUGCCGUGAAGACAGAGAUAGUCGCCAGCUUCUGCACAGGGCUUCGACAUUCUGGAGUGACUCUGUGCCCACGCUGGAGCCCUUCUUACCCACUCAAGCCCUCUACCCUGGGCCUCAGGUUCUACUCCACUAUCUUGAGCUGGCUGUUCUGGAGUGGAAACCCCUCAACUCCCUCCCUGACCCAGAAGCCAUAUAAACCCCAUUGAUCCAC
Molecule: messenger RNA, 861 nt
Organism: Mesocricetus auratus (golden hamster)
Lineage: Eukaryota; Metazoa; Chordata; Mammalia; Rodentia; Cricetidae
Gene: Prr29
Product: proline rich 29
Exons: 6
Coding region: 72-659 (195 amino acids)
Source: RefSeq, a predicted model, not a curated record